Molecule: messenger RNA, 4556 nt
Organism: Setaria italica (foxtail millet)
Lineage: Eukaryota; Viridiplantae; Streptophyta; Magnoliopsida; Poales; Poaceae
Product: transcription factor bHLH49
Exons: 10
Coding region: 2482-4032 (516 amino acids)
Biological process (GO): regulation of DNA-templated transcription
Cellular component (GO): nucleus
Molecular function (GO): DNA-binding transcription factor activity; protein dimerization activity
Source: RefSeq, a predicted model, not a curated record
AAGGGCAGGAGCAAAGUGGGAUUUAGCUGUCCCAUGGGCUACACCCUUCACAUGCUUUGGUAAAGGCACGAUAGAUACAAUGGACUUGCUGUUUUCUUCUUCCUUAACUGUGAAAUUCAUGUGCUAUUAAUGUUUUUUAUUGAAUAUGUGCUAGAAAUGUUAUAUUUCUGAUAUGGCAAUUACCUCCAGUACUGCUGUUCAAUAUUUCACUUGCAUCUUUCCAAAAAAAAAAACUAUUUCACUUGCUGCCCUGCUGUUGAUUUCGAAAGAGACAAAGCGUUCUGCACAAGAAAUUAUAGCAGUUAUUAAACUGAGCAAAAGUAAAGACUGUUAUUUGUGAUAAGGACAAAGAUCAACAAUGUUGUGCAGAGUAAUCACUUCCACCGUGCUGUUGUUAUUACUGCCUGUUGGAUGUAGGGGGGCCUUUGUUUGAACAUAAAGACGAAGAGACACCUUUUAUGCAAAUGCAUGCUUAUCAGCCAUUUUCAAGCACAGAUGCUGUCAAAUUUGAACAUAUGUGCUAUUCUUUUCUGUGUUGAAUCAUCAAGAUAAGGAGGAAUCAUCACAUUUUAUGUUUGCUACUGCUUUAGAGGUAGCACUGAACCCAGAGGGCCAUAAGAUUUAAAUCUAAUAAGUAACCCUGUUCCUUUUUAAACAAAAUAUCUGUAGACUUAUUAGAGAAGACCAAGCAAACUUGGUAGUUCUACGUGAAGUAUCAUGGACAACAGCACUUGUUCAGUUGGAUAAUUUGCACUCUAGUUAUUUGAUACAUUGAAAUAGGCACCAAAAAAGCAAAGACUACUAUAGUGAGUGUCCAGAUCUAGUACAUUAUGUCUGUGAACUUUUUUUUCUUCGCACACAAGGCAACAAACACACGCAUGCAUACACAGAUGCGCACGCACAUAAUGUUAUAUGAUAUACAGUCGAAUUGCCCUAGCUCCAUGCCAAUCAUUAACAGGUUGGCCUUGACAAAAUAAGCAGGCUGCUGCCCUUAUCAACUCUAUUACUUUAUUUCCCCUCUCGGGGAUAGUUCUUUAGUGUUCCCCAGAUAUGUAUUUUGCAGUUUAAUCUCUAGCUUACAGCUCUAAUCACUACUCUAGGAGUAUAAUAAGACCAUUAGCGUACGACAUAAUGCGUAAUUAGGGUUUAGAAUAAUGGGUAAUUUCCAAGUCUUGGUUCGGAUGAUCAUAACUCCCCCAAGGUUACACCUAACAUAGACCUUUACCAAAAAUAUACUCACUUGCAUCUCGCGUGCAGCUGGCUUUGCCACGGACUGUGCUUUGUUUAUGGUUUUCAGAAAGGUGUGGCAUACGCUUUCCUAAGCAUAAUUAGAGAUCCUGUACCCUAUGCACAUGGGAAUCGAACACUGAAUUAGCACACAGUGUGUGUACUCGCGUCGUUCAGAUAUUAUGGUCUAGCUUGUACUACAAUCGAAUCAUCCAUGUUCAACUCUCAUCAUUCACUCUUGGUAAUGAUCCCAUUAAGACUGCUUUUGUGUUCUUUGCUUAUCGAUGCAUCUCUCUAGUAACUGUAUGCACAAACUUUUGAAGCAUGUACAAAUUAUGGUAGGCGUGGUGGAUUUGGUCUGAUCAUUCUGUUUUACUUUAGAGAAGCUUAGCCUGUCCUAUCAGAACCCUUUCUGUUCUCCUCUGGAUCUUAGAUUAUUAGCGUUUAUAUUCUGAUUCAAAACCCCAAAUCAUUUGUUGGUAUGCUCUUCUGAUGAUUCCCAAGUUUUGAAGGGUGCCAGUGCAGUUUAUUGCAGCGAAGAAAAGGAACAUCUCUGAAGCUGUUAAGCAGGAGGACAGUCUACACAGGGAGCAGGGUCUGCGGGAUGAACGAAUCCGAUGUCGAAAAUCUUAUCUUCAUAUAGCAUGGGUUGUGUUUUUUUACCUUUAGACUUACUACCCCAAAAGAGACGAUUGCCAGCUAAUCCAAUGCAGGCACUGCUCCAUUUGUUUACUUUGAGUUCUUUGGCUGCUAUUUCUUGGAGCUGUUUUGUUUGCAGGAAUCCUCUGACUUCGCUAGCCCCUGAUGUCCCAGUGCCGACAGCUCGGCCUCAGCUCCUGUACGUUGCCAGCAUCCAGCAAGCUCUGAGCACUGAGCUGAUAUCAUCCUGCCCUCGCAUUAUCCGGUUUCCGCUGCUGCAGGCGAUGUGAUGCGAGCGCCCAAGCAUAUGGUACACACGAAUAUGCACGGCAAUGAUUGGGAAAGAAGACACAGAUCUGUGGCAACCUUUCUGGCGAGCAUAAUGAUGCGCGAGAAGAUAAUCUGGCGGGUGGUCGGGGCCCCUUCCCCCAUCCCUCAAUGACUGCACGAGCCGAGCCCGCCCCGGAGCGGCAACGGUGAAUGCGCCGCGCCGAGGCCGGCCGCCGCUGCUGUGCACGGAGCCGUGCAAAAGGAGCGCGGCAAGCCGGCAACUGGUCAUGGCUCGCGAAGGCGACGCGUAUGCCGUCUUCUUCCCGGUGAGGUCAAGAAAGCUGGAUGGCCGUGGCUAGUAAUCUACCAAGACUUGUUAUCCACGUAGCCGGCCUGUGGUCCAUUCUAUGGUCCAUUUCCUGCUUGGCGAGGGCGCCACUAAUGUUUAGGCAGGAGAAAAGGCAGCUGCUGGGAGACGAGAUGGUGGGAGGACGACGAGGCUGCAGCUGCAGCAGCAGCUGUGAUGGUGCUGAAAGAAAGCUGCUCGCUCGGGUACUCUACUCAAGUUGUGAGCAAGAUCAACCGAUGGACAUGAACGAGAGCGGCGAGAAAGGGAUGGAGGGCAACGCGUCCUCCGCCGGCGCCGGCAUCCCGGUGGAGUGGCAGACCCAAUUCAGCGCCGCCGCCUUUGCGUGCCCUCAGGCACAGCAGCAUCAGGGCCCCAUGAUGGACUCCGCGUUCGCGACCGCCGGCAUGUGGGCGUCCACCUCCCAGGCCAUGGUGCUCUCCGACGUCGGCGGCGCCAUGUCCGCCACGCGGGGCGGCGGCGGCUUCUUGGCGCCGGUGCCCGGGUUCCUCCCGCAGGGCCUCGGCCAUUUCCCCGUCGACUCCGGCUUCAUCGAGCGCGCCGCGCGGGCGUCCUGCUUCGGCGGCGGCGGCGGCGGCGGGGUGAUGGGCGGCGCCGGCUUCGGCGCGGCUGAUCAGCACAUGAACGGCGCGUUCAGUGGCUCCUCCGAGGCGCUCCUGGAUCACCAGAGGAAGGACGGCAACGAGAAGGGCGAGCCGGAGCUCGGCCGGAACGGCCACGACGGGGUGCCGAGCUCGGAGGCCGCCGGAGGGGACUGCUCGUCCAAAGGGACGUCGGACUCCAAGAAGAGGAGAAGGCCAAACGAGGUGAUGGGAGGCGAUCAGGUUCAAUCCUCCAACCUGCCCGCGGAUUCGGCAAACGAGAGCGUGCACAGCAAGGACAAAGGCGAGGAGAGCAGCCCGGCAACAACCACCGGCAAGUCGAAAGGGAAGGGGGCGAAAGAGACCUCCGAGUCCCAGAAGGAAGACUACAUCCAUGUCCGGGCUCGGCGCGGACAGGCGACCAACAGCCACAGCCUUGCAGAAAGGUUGAGAAGGGAGAAGAUUAGCGAGAGGAUGAAGCUUCUGCAGGACCUUGUUCCCGGCUGCAGCAAAGUCACUGGGAAGGCGGUGAUGCUUGACGAGAUCAUCAAUUAUGUUCAGUCCCUGCAAAGACAAGUUGAGUUCCUAUCGAUGAAGCUUGCGACAGUAAACCCAAGGCUUGACCUCAACAUAGAAGGGCUUCUGUCGAAAGAUCUUCUUCGCUUCCCUGGUGUCUCUUCAUCUUCCCUCGGAUUCUCCCCAGAGAUGAUCCACCCACAACUACAGCUAUCGCAACCAGGCCUGAUUCAGGGGGGCGCUGCUGGCAUGGCCAAUCCAGACGUGUUCAGGAGAAUCAUACAGGCACAGCUAAGUGCUAAAGACGGAUCUCAGAUGCCCCACGCAUUGAAUGGGCCGUUCAGUGACGUCGCGCAGAUGGGGUACCCGUCCCUGGGGUCGUCGGCACAGGACUUGAGCAUCAGGCCGUCGCAGGACGGGUUCCAAAUGUGACGCGCAGUCUGGCCCAGCUGCAUUGCACAUACUAAGAGCAAGCCUUUUUUUUUUCCAUCUGAUCGACGAACAUGCAGGAGCGCAGGGGUGCACACAUAUAAACUGGCGCUGCUACUGCCGGAGCACAGCAGCAGCCUUUAACUGCGUCGUCGUCCACGGCCGGGUUUUUAUUGUGUUCAGAACUGAGAAGAGAUCGAGGAGGGAGGGAGCCCCCACGGGCGGAAGCAGCCAGCGCUGCGCUUGGGAGGGAAUCUGUGACGUUGCCGGGCUGGAUGGCUGGAAAUUCUGCCUCUGCUGGGGGUGGUAGCGCCCAUUAAUCAUGGCGCACAGUGCAGUAACAGUGGCUGCGUUUGUAGCGAGCAGAUGAGCUGGUGCUGCUUCUGUGUGUGUGUGGCAGGAUGUAAUGUGGGGAGCUUUUGGUUACGUUCAUUCGGUUGCUUUUGUUUUGGAUGCUUCAUGGAUGCUAAACACUCCUAAAUGGGGGGCGACGUUUAUUAGUUAAAAGAUCAAAAUAUUUCGGUAAA